Molecule: messenger RNA, 1046 nt
Organism: Chelonoidis abingdonii (Abingdon island giant tortoise)
Lineage: Eukaryota; Metazoa; Chordata; Testudines; Testudinidae
Gene: AKR1D1
Product: aldo-keto reductase family 1 member D1
Biological process (GO): bile acid biosynthetic process
Molecular function (GO): Delta4-3-oxosteroid 5beta-reductase activity
Source: RefSeq, a predicted model, not a curated record
AUGAAUCUAACGGCUGCAAACCACCGCAUACCUCUGAGCGAUGGGAACAGCAUCCCCGUGAUUGGCCUUGGCACCUAUGCUGACCCCAGAAAAACUCCCAAAGGUACCUGUGCCGAAUCAGUGAAGAUUGCCAUUGAUGCUGGUUACCGCCAUUUCGAUGGGGCUUUUGUGUACUACAAUGAGCAUGAAGUGGGACAGGCCAUCUGGGAGAAGAUUGCAGAAGGAAAAGUAAAACGAGAAGAAAUCUUCUAUUGUGGCAAAUUGUGGAAUACAUGUCACCCCCCGGAGCUGGUGCGUCCAACUUUAGAGAAGACACUCAAGAUUCUGCAGCUGGAUUAUGUUGAUCUCUAUAUUAUUGAGCUGCCAAUGGCAUUCAAGCCUGGAGAUGCAAUCUACCCUAGAGAUGAAAAUGGAAAAUAUAUCUACCAUGAGACAAACUUAUGUGCCACUUGGGAGGCUUUGGAAGCAUGUAAAGAUGCUGGCUUGGCAAAAUCUAUUGGCGUGUCCAACUUCAACCGCAGGCAGCUGGAAAUGAUUCUGAACAAGCCAGGGCUCAAGCACAAACCUGUGAGCAAUCAGGUUGAAUGCCACCCAUAUUUCACCCAGCCCAAACUCUUAGAAUUCUGUAGACAACAUGACAUUGUCAUUGUUGGGUACAGUCCACUAGGAACCUCAAGGGAUGAAACGUGGGUAAAUGUGUCUUCCCCUCCUUUACUGAAGGACCCUGUGCUGAAUGCCAUUGGGGAAAAAUACAACAAGACGGCAGCACAGGUUGCUCUGCGUUUCAGCAUCCAACGAGGGGUGGUGGUCAUUCCCAAAAGCUUCCAUCCACAGCGGAUCAAAGAAAACUUCCAGAUUUUUGACUUCUCACUCACUGAUAAAGAAAUGAAGGACAUUGAAGCCCUGAAUAAAAACACACGUUAUGUGGAGUUGCUGAUGUGGCGUGACCAUCCGGAGUAUCCCUUCAAUGAUGAAUAUUGAAAAUAAACCAUUGUGGCGUCUAUUCAACUCAGUAUUGUGGGGCUGGGUCCAAACACACCUAGUUC